AUGACGGCCUGGUCUAUGGUGGAAAGGCUAAAAAAAAUGGAGAAGAGGCACUCCCGAAAUGAGAGGACUCUUGAGCAAGGCGGCGGGGAUUGCAGCAGCGAAUCCGAAGAAUGGACAAGCUCCGAGAGCGACAACGAGCUGCCUUGCUUCAAGAACAGCUCCAGCAACACCCUGUUUAGGGAGAAGGACGUUCCCCUCCACAAGCCUCACCGGCAGCUUUGCCGCUCUCCUUGCUUGGAUCAGCCCAGCUUCUCCCAGAGCAGCCUUCUUCAGGAGUUAAAACUGGAAGAUGGUAAAGCGAACUCGGACAAAGAAUAUCAAGCGAAGAUUGAUUUUGCUUUAAAACUGGGCUACGCGGGGGAUCAGAUUCAAGCCGUGUUGAACAAGCUGGGGGCCGACGCUCUCAUCAAUGAUAUUUUGGCCGAACUUGUGAGGCUUGGCAACAAGGCUGAGAACGAAGGGCCGGCUAGCCUUGGAAGUGCCACGGCUCCCCUGGGCGGGACGGCUGCCAAAGAGGUGACCAGCCCCGAGCUGUCCCUGGAGGAGGAAGUGGUGGACAGCUCUGACAACUUGAGGCCAAUCGUAAUUGAUGGAAGUAAUGUGGCAAUGAGCCAUGGAAACAAAGAAGGAUUUUCCUGUCGAGGGAUUCAGCUAGCUGUUGAUUGGUUUCUAGAAAAAGGUCACAAAGAUAUAACAGUAUUUGUGCCAACCUGGAGGAAGGAACAGAGUCGACCAGACGCUCCAAUUACAGACCAAGAAAUCUUGCACAAAUUGGAGAAGGAAAAAAUCCUCGUCUUCACCCCGUCUCGGAGAGUGCAAGGGAGACGCGUCGUCUGCUACGAUGACCGCUUUAUAGUGAAGUUGGCCUACGACUCGGACGGCAUCAUCGUGUCCAAUGACAAUUACCGCGACCUUCAGAAUGAAAAACCAGAGUGGAAGAAAUUCAUAGAGGAACGGCUGCUCAUGUAUUCCUUUGUGAAUGACAAGUUUAUGCCACCGGAUGACCCAUUGGGACGCCACGGCCCUAGCCUUGAGAACUUCUUAAGGAAAAAGCCAGUUAUUCCAGAACACAAAAAGCAACCAUGCCCUUAUGGGAAAAAAUGCACGUAUGGACACAAAUGUAAGUAUUACCACCCAGAACGGACAAACCAGCCCUUGAGAUCUGUCGCCGACGAGCUUCGCAUCAGUGCAAAAUUAUCUGCAGUGAAAACCAUGAGCGAAGGCGCCUUGGCCAAAUGUGGCUCGGGGCCGACCCUUUGCAAAGGGGGGGAGAACCCUUCAGAGGUGAAGCGCAACCCUCCAAAACGCCAGUCUGAUCCGAGCAUCCGGUCCGUCGUGAUGGAACCGGAGGACCGGCUGUCGAUGAUGCGGAAGCCUGAGGCCAGCUCCGUCCCGUCUCUUGUGACGGCGUUAAGCGUCCCAACUCUUCCGCCUCCCAAAAGCCAUGCGGUCGGGGCCUUAAAUGCUCGGUCGGCGAGUAGCCCCGUGCCUGGGUCUUCUUCUCAGUUCGCCCAUCAGAAAUCCUCCCUGGAACACAUGGCCAGUAUGCACUAUCCUCCAAUCCUGGUUACCAAUAGCCACGGGGCUGCGAUCAAUUACGCGGAUCCAUACCCCAAGUACGAAUCUUUGGGAGACCACGGCUAUUAUUCUAUGCUCAACGACUUUUCCAGUUUGAACAUUAGCAACGUCCACAACACAGAUUAUUACGGCGUCGAGCUAGACCAAGGUAUCUACUCAAGGAAUUCCAGCCCAUGUCCCGACAGUUGCUUAAGCCAUGCCAGCAAUGACACUUACUCUUCGUAUACCGACCUGUACCUGGGUGUGGGAGAUGUGGGUGCCGAGGAUCACGCUAAAGUUCCUCGGCUUCCACCGCAAAACCGACCUCAGCCUUUUUCUCACGGCUAUCACGAGAGCUUAACCAGGGUUCAGAGCUACGGCACUGAACGGCCCAAACAUAUUCCGCGCAAGCAUUCGGCUUCUCAUUUAGCACUACACCUCCAACACCCUCUUGUCGGGGCACGGUCCAGUUGCCCAGGGGACUACCCGGGACCUCCAAACGUUCAUCCAUCCUCAGCCGCGGCCCAACCGAGCCGUGCGCUGGUUAUGACAAGGAUGGACAGUGUUUCGGAUUCGAGACUUUACGAAAGCAACCCUACUCGGCAGAAGAGGCCCCCGCUCUGUCGAGAGCAGCACGCCAGCUGGGAUCCGUUACCGUGUGCAACCGAUGCCUACUCCUACCAUUCCUAUCCCUUGAGCAACAACCUCAUGCAACCCUGUUACGAGCCCGUCAUGGUGAGGAGCAUGCCCGAGAAGAUGGAGCAACUCUGGCAUAACCCUUGGAUUGGGGUUUGUGGGGAGCCCCAAGAACCACGUAUUAUCCCGGAGCAUCAGUACCAAACUUAUAAGAACCUCUGUAAUAUUUUUCCUGCUGGCGUCGUCUUCUCCGUGAUGGAGAAGAAUCCACACAUGACCGACGCACAGCAGUUGGCAGCUAUGAUUGUUGCCAAACUGAGAACAGGGCGUUAGCACGGUAUCCCUUGGAAUUCCUGGGGAGAAAUACCGGCUGCACCAGAGACGAGCGUGUCCUGCAGGAGGCACCCAUGAUCCUAUAGAGAUAUUCUCUGUUUUGGGAACAGUUUCCCGCCUCCGGUAUACCACUCUCUGUACAUUGUUUUUGGCAAUUACGUUGACUAUGUGUUUGA
Messenger RNA from Protobothrops mucrosquamatus (brown spotted pit viper), 2702 nucleotides. It is a transcript of the gene ZC3H12B, whose product is annotated as zinc finger CCCH-type containing 12B. The coding region runs from base 1 to 2526 and encodes 841 amino acids. The transcript is spliced from 5 exons. NCBI's taxonomy places the organism in Eukaryota, Metazoa, Chordata, Lepidosauria, Squamata, Viperidae. The record is from RefSeq and is a predicted model, not a curated record. Gene Ontology annotation, molecular function: metal ion binding; mRNA binding; RNA endonuclease activity. Gene Ontology annotation, cellular component: cytoplasmic ribonucleoprotein granule; nucleus.